Messenger RNA from Ostertagia ostertagi, 993 nucleotides. NCBI's taxonomy places the organism in Eukaryota, Metazoa, Nematoda, Chromadorea, Rhabditida, Trichostrongylidae. The record is from the annotation of a GenBank genome assembly.
AUGUCAAUGUGUGAUGCUCGGGGCUGCUUUUGUGUAGCUGCUAACAACGGCCUCGUAGCUUUCGAUACGCGCACAGCAAAUAACAUGACUUUGCCGAAAUGCUCAAUGCCACAACGCAUUGAGAGAUCUCUAUAUUGGUGGGGAUGUGCCUCCUGGAACCUUCGUGCCAAAAUGCGAUGUUAUUCUGGGCGAUUUAUGCAACGAAUUUGCAAUGGGCGCGAGGCAGGAGUUUGUUACUGUGUAGUACAAAACCGUAGCGAAAGCGAAGCACGCGCAAGAGAAAAGAAGGAAACAAAUACAUCACUUGUGGAAAGAACAACAUUUCGACAACCUUUUCGCAACUUCCCAUCACUGAAGGAUCGCCACUUUUCCAAGAGCGUUAUCCGGUUGCAAGAGAGACGUGCAAACUGGACAGAAGUAAAGGUUGGGCUUGUCAAGAUCAAAAGCCCUCCGCGUUACGGUGUGUACUAUUUCGACUAUCGCACAUUCGCGUGCCUGGCAUUCGAGUAUCUCGGCUGUGGUGGGAAUGAGAACAAUUAUCCGACUUCUUCGGCUUGUAGUUCGGAUUUUGUUUAUCAACAAUCUAUUGUUGCUCUAUUUGUCAACAAUUUUUCAGCGGAUCUGUCUGGUUGCUCCGGUAUGUAUCCACCGGCUCGAUACUCAAAUGGGCAAGCAAUACUCUGUGGCGCUGGUCCUCAAAUGAUGUUCCAUGGCACGACGCCCUCUCCAAAAAUCACCCCGAAACUCAAUGAAGACGGUUGUCCUUUGGACCACAAGUGCGUCAUGGGUGCAUUUUUCGGAUUCUGCUGCAACCGAGCCAACGAAGAUCGAUUCAAUGUUGCUUAUCAUCCGAAAUGCAACAAUAGUCGUGAGCCAUACUCGGAAGCGAUGGAUUCGUGGCGGGAGAUCCGAUUCGGGAAGUCGUGUAAGGAUAACUUCUGUCCUUCAGGAUAUAAGUGCCAUGAUGCCGACAUCUUCGCUUAUUGUUGCUGA